ACCUUACUCUGGUAUUCUUGCAAACUGCAAGGAAGUGUGUGUUUUUUAGUUUUUGCUCUUAAAAGCUUUGCCACCUUAGCAUCAUAUUUGUCGUUGUGGUUCCUUUUCUUCCUAUGAGGUAUCUCUUGCUGCUUCUAUGCUUUUCUACGUUGAUAUAUGCUGCUUAUGCCUUGAGCUCAGAAGGGUUGAUUUUGUUCUCCCUCUUGAGGCACUGGAAUGUUGUGCCUGGUGGCAUAAACUCCACCUGGAAGGCCUCUGAUUCCACUCCAUGCUCAUGGGUUGGAGUGCAUUGUGAUCAAGUCGACAAUGUAAUUUCUCUAAACCUUAGUAGUUAUUCUAUUUUUGGUCAAUUAGGACCCGAAAUUGGACAUUUGAUUCACUUGCAAACCUUAGACUUGUCAGGUAAUGAUCUCUAUGGAAAAGUUCCCCCACAAUUAGGUAAUUGUAGCAUGCUUGAGAAAUUGAUUCUUUCUGCGAACAACUUUAGUGGAGAAAUACCUGAAAGCUUCAAAAACUUGCAAAAUUUGAAGUACUUGGACAUUUCUUCUAAUCUUCUUAACGGGGAUAUUCCUGCAUCCUUGUUUGAAAUUACUCACCUAGAAGAAGUGUAUCUUAACAACAAUAGUUUAACUGGUUCCAUUUCCCCAAGUGUUGGGAAUAUCACUGAGCUGGUCACACUUGAUCUUCAUAAUAAUCAGCUGUCAGGGACAAUUCCCACAUCCAUUGGAAAUUGUAGUAAAUUAGAGAAUCUGUAUUUGGAAAGGAAUCAAUUGGAGGGAGUUAUUCCUGAGAGUCUAAAUAAUCUCAAAAAUCUCCAUGAUUUAUACCUGAGUUAUAAUAAUCUUGGAGGCACUAUUCAGUUGGGAUCUGGAAAUUGCAAAAAGUUAUCUUAUUUGAGUCUUUCUUACAAUCAUUUUAGUGGGGGUAUACCAUCAAGCUUGGGGAAUUGUAGUAGUCUAAUAGAGUUUUAUGCUGCAGGGAACAACUUAGUUGGCAGUAUACCAUCAACCUUGGGCCUAUUGCACAAGCUUUCCAUUCUAAUAAUUCCAGUGAACCUAUUUUCUGGGAACAUACCUCCACAGAUUGGCAAUUGCAAAUCACUGGAAGAGUUACAUUUGUAUUCCAAUGAACUUGAGGGAGAAAUUCCUAGUGAAUUGGGAAACUUGAGUACUCUACGUGAUCUUAGAUUGUAUGAAAACUUUUUGACAGGGGAAAUUCCACUGGGCAUAUGGAAAAUUCAAAGCCUUGAACAUAUCCUAGUGUACAAUAAUAGCCUUUCAGGAGAGCUACCUAUAAUGAUGACAGAACUCAAACAUCUCAAGAAUAUCUCUUUGUUCAGCAACCAAUUCUCUGGAGUCAUACCUCAGAGUCUAGGAAUCAAUAGCAGUUUGGUGAUGUUAGACUUCAUGUACAAUAAUUUCACCGGUACCCUCCCACCGAAUCUUUGUUUUGGAAAGCAAUUAGACAAGCUGAAUAUGGGUGGCAAUCAAUUUAAUGGUAGCAUACCUGCUGAUGUAGGAAGGUGCACAACUCUUUCAAGGGUGAGACUUGAAGAAAAUAAUUUUACUGGGCCUCUUCCUGAUUUUGAAACUAAUCCAAAUGCCUAUUACAUGAGCAUCAGCAACAACAAUAUCAGUGGAGCAAUUCCAUCAAGUUUGAGAAACUGCACAAAUCUCUCUCUUUUAGAUCUGUCCAUGAACAGCUUGACAGGUCUUGUACCCUCGGAGUUGGGAAACCUUGUGCAUCUCCAGUCUUUGGAUCUUUCUCACAAUAACUUGGAAGGUCCUUUGCCAAAUCAGCUGUCCAAAUGUACCAAACUGAUCAAGUUUGAUGUGGGAUUCAAUUUCUUAAAUGGUUCAUUUCCAUCAAGUUUUCAGAGCUGGAUAGCAUUAACAACUUUAAUUCUCUCAGAGAAUAAUUUUAGUGGGGGUAUCCCAGAUUUCUUGCCUGAAUUUGAAAAGCUGAAUGAGUUACAACUUGGUGGAAAUAUGUUUGGAGGAAAUAUUCCUACAUCAGUUGGAAAAUUGCUGAAUUUGUUAUAUGGGUUAAAUCUAAGUGCUAAUGGGAUGAUAGGUGAGCUUCCUAGAGAGAUUGGAAACCUGAAGAAUCUGCAAACACUGGAUCUAUCUUGGAACAAUUUAACAGGAAGUAUUCAAGUUCUUGAUGAGCUCAGUUCAUUAUCUGAAUUCAACAUCUCAUACAAUUCUUUCGAAGGUCCUGUGCCACAACAGCUGAUGAAGUUACCAAAUUCUUCGGUAUCAUUUUUGGGCGAUCCUGGCCUAUGUGUCAAUUUUUCAUUAUUAAAUGGGUUGAAUUUCACUCAAAGCAGCUAUUUAAGGCCAUGUGAAACAAAUUCAAAAAGCCUCAGUAAAGUUGCAAUUGUGAUGAUAGCACUUGGAUCCUCAAUAUUUGUUGUUCUGCUGCUGGGACUAGUUUACAUAUUCUUUAUCAGAAAUAUUAAGCAGGAAGCCAUAAUCAAGGAGGAAGAUGAUUCUUCAGCACUUCUCAAUAAAGUGAUGAAAGCUACAGAAAACCUAAAUGAUAAGUAUAUUGUUGGCAGAGGAGCUCAAGGAGUUGUUUACAAAGCAGCAAUAAGUCCAGACAAAAUUUUGGCUGUAAAGAAGCUUGUAGUUUCUCAAAAUGAGGGGAAAAGCCCAGGUAUGAUCACAGAAAUUCAAACCCUUGGGAAGAUAAGGCAUAGAAAUUUGGUCAAAAUGGAAGGGUGCUGGUUGAGAGAAAACUAUGGUCUAAUUGCUUACAGAUACAUGCCAAAUGGGAGCCUUCAUGAUGCUUUGCAUGAGAAGAAUCCACCACAAUCUUUGGAAUGGCAUGUCAGGAAUAAGAUAGCUGUUGGAAUUGCUCAUGGAUUGGCUUAUCUUCAUUAUGAUUGUGAUCCUGUUAUAGUGCAUAGAGACAUCAAGACAAGCAAUAUACUUCUAGAUUCUGAGAUGGAGCCUCACAUUGCAGACUUUGGUGUUGCCAAGCUUUUGGAUCAGCCUUCUACAUCAAAACAGUCAAUAUAUGUCAUUGGUACAAUUGGUUAUAUUGCACCAGAGAGUGCUUAUACAACAACAAAGCGUAAGGAGUCUGAUGUAUACAGUUAUGGGGUAGUUUUGUUGGAGCUGAUAUCAAGAAAGAAAGCAUUGGAUCCAUCAUUUAUGGAAGGAACGGAUAUAGUUAAUUGGAUAAGAUCUGUAUGGGAGGAAACAGGAGUUGUUGAUGAAAUUGUUGAUUCAGAGCUUGCUCAUGAAAUUUCAGACUGUAAUGUGAUGAAACAAGUUACCAAGGUGCUUUUGGUGGCUUUGAGAUGUACAGAAAAGGAUCCAUGCAACAGACCCACGAUGAGAGAUGUUGUCAAACAUUUGUAGAUGCAAAUCCUUCCCACACAAGAAAGAUGUACUAGUUUUCUUAAGGCAUGUUUAUGUAUUGUAUAAUCAUGACAAUGUUUUCUGUUUUGCCUCUUCUGGUUUCGGUUUUAGUGUACAAAGGUUAUGUUCUAUUAUCAUGCACUUAUUUGCAUAUAGGAAAUAGGAAAAGAUGAUAUAAGAGUGGGUUAUGGAUACUUUAAUGGCAUAAUACAUUUGAUAAAAAAAAAAAAAGAAUUGAAUUUUCUAACAUUGAGUUUGUACACAUACGUGUUACUUGUAUGUUGGUGUUCAGAUUUUAACAUAAUCUGUACAAGGUAGAAGAGGAAUACUACAGUUUUAACAG
Abrus precatorius (Indian licorice) is the source of this 3711-nucleotide messenger RNA. Its product is annotated as receptor-like protein kinase. Lineage: Eukaryota; Viridiplantae; Streptophyta; Magnoliopsida; Fabales; Fabaceae. The record is from RefSeq and is a predicted model, not a curated record. The transcript has 2 exons. Gene Ontology annotation, molecular function: protein kinase activity; ATP binding; protein binding. Gene Ontology annotation, biological process: protein phosphorylation; hormone-mediated signaling pathway. Bases 114 to 3368 code for a protein of 1084 amino acids. Gene Ontology annotation, cellular component: plasma membrane.